AUGACCACCCCUAAGCAGAUGUUCUGGCUGACUCAGAUCCUCCUGAAGAACCUCAGGAUCAACAUGAGCGAGACCACGCUGUUCAAGGCAUGGCACCCAGAUGCUGUCGAGUACUAUAAUAAGUGUGGCGCCAGCCUCCGAGCUGUUUUCAACACCAUGAUAGAUCCCAGCACCCACUUUGACACGGGCAUCAUUCCCGGCAGGGCGGUCCGGCCACAGCUGGCCUUGGGCACGGGCUCAGUGGAGUAUGCCUUCAAGCGCAUGCAGACCAAGCAGGGGCUUGCACGGCCCUUUCUCCUGGAGACCAAGUUUGACGGCGAACGCAUCCAAGUGCACCGUGAUGGUAAUGGCGUGUACUCCUACUUCUCGCGCCGCGGCAUCGAGCACGGCCAGCACAGCCGGUACAGCGCGUUUGACCCCGUGCUGCGCCGCCAGCUGCCGGGCCAGGCGCGCUUCAUCCUGGACGGGGAGAUGGUGGUCUGGAACAGGAAGAAAGGACGAUUCGAGCCUUUUGGGGGCCUGAAGACGGUCAUGCACGCUGCAGGGCGGCGUUCGCGCCCCGGCGAGCAGCUGGAGGUCAUGGACCUGGAGGGGCUGGGUCUGGAGGAGAGCGACCCGACGUACUCCCCACCCCGGAUCAAGGAUGUGGAGCUGGUGUACAUCGCGUUCGACAUUGUGUACCUCGACGACCGACCCACCACCCACCUAGCGCUGAGGGAGAGGCACCGCCUGCUGGCAGCUCUGCUGCAGUCACGCGACGCCGUUGCGAUACCUACAUCUGGGGUGAUGGGGCGAGUGGUGCCCCUGCUGCCGGGGGAGACGCGGUUCAACGACGUCCUGUUCUCCCGGGAGGGCAGGACCCAGGAGGACAUACAGGAGGCUCUGGACCAGGCAAGGCCAACUGGCACGGCGCUGAAGGACGAGGGCAUUGUCAUCAAGGCGCUCGACUCGAUGUGGACCACCAACGACCGGUCGGGGUCUUGGCUGAAGAUCAAGCUGGAUUACGUGAGGAACAUGGACAUCGACGCCGUCAUCGUCGGCGGCUGGUAUGGCCAGGGCCGACGGGGCGACGCAAUCUCCCAGUUCCUCCUUGCACUGGCGGUGCCCAACCCUGUCUCCGGGGAAGCUCCCAGCUCCUGGCUGACGUUCUGCCGGGUCGGCACCGGCGUGACCGACGAGGAGCGAGCUUCACUGAAUGCCCAGCUGAAGCACCUGUUCCUGGAUGGGAAGAGUGUGCCACCCCCUUGCCUGCAGACCACAGGCAGGGAGGCGCCGGAUGUGUGGAUCAAGGAUCCCUCGCAGUCGGUGGUCCUGGAAGUGCAUGCCGACCUGAGGACCAUCCCAUCCAGCACCUUCGCGACCAAGCUCUCCCUCCGCUUCCCUGCGGUGCAUGACAUAAGGUGGGACAAGGUGCCUUGCCAAGCCACCACCGACGCGGAGCUGAGGGGCCGAAUCAGGGAGGGCCUCCCGCGGGAAACGCAAGCCAGCGACGGCACGGGGACGGCCGAGGCCUCGUCUGGGCUGGUGAGGUCCCCCAGCCAGUACACGCCCCGCAAGCGCCCGACCCGACCCUCCCUGGCUUGGGACACGCCUCCCCCAGGGACGGCUAAGCGGCCGCGCCUCGCGCUCUCUGUCGUCGGGACCUACCGACCCGCAGACACCUCAGAUGUCCAGGUGGUGGGCUCCGACCUGGCAGACGACCUUGUGCACUUUGCCGGGCACGCCAGCAUGUCCGGCGAGCGGCGGCGGCGGCUGGAGAGGGGUGUCGCCGGGCUCGGGGGGCGGGUCUCCCAAAACCUGGUGCCCCGCGUGACCCUUCUCCUCGCAGAUGGCGCCGACUCGCUCGCCGCACGGGCCGCGAUCAAGCAGGACCGGGACCUGGUGCACACCUCCUGGCUGGAGGCCUGUAUGGUGGAGGGCCGAGCCGUGGCGAUGAGACCCCGGCACUACGUCCACCUCAGCUCGGAGCGGGCGCUGGAGCGUGGGAGGGAGUAUGGGGACGCAGGCGACGAGGACUUGACCCCGGAGGAUGUAGAAGCCAUGCUGGAGCGCCACAUUCGCGUCGAGGCGCUGUCGGCGCCCCGCCUGCUCGCCGAGCUGCGGGGCCCGGGCGCCAGGGUGGCGCCUUUUCCCAGCACGGCGGAUGUACGCGAGCUGGAGGUCUUGACUUGCGCUGAGCUGGCCGGAGUGCCGGGGAGCGCCGGCCGGCAGCAGGAGGCUGCUCUGGCGGGGAGCGGGGCCAAGCGGGUCGCCGCCGCGGCUUUUGAUUGCUGCGUGGUGGACCUGGCGCGGGACCACGACGGUGCGAGGGAGCAGGGGGACUACCUGCGGGCCUCGCUGCGGCUCAUGGGCGCCAGGGUGGACGAGGUGGCUGGCGAGGUUACCGGCCUCUUCGUCUGCCUGCGAGGCAAGCGCGGCGGCGAGGUGCGCGGCGCGGACGUGCUGGAGGCGCUGCAGGCCGGGCGCGACCCCGGCACGGGCCUGGAGGGCCUCCGGGCGCGACUGAGCGGCGGCGCGUGCCGGCUUGUGGACCCUGGCAUGGACAUCUGUUGA
Molecule: messenger RNA, 2553 nt
Organism: Auxenochlorella protothecoides
Lineage: Eukaryota; Viridiplantae; Chlorophyta; Trebouxiophyceae; Chlorellales; Chlorellaceae
Product: DNA ligase 4
Exons: 16
Coding region: 1-2553 (850 amino acids)
Biological process (GO): DNA recombination; double-strand break repair via nonhomologous end joining; nucleotide-excision repair, DNA gap filling
Cellular component (GO): DNA ligase IV complex
Molecular function (GO): ATP binding; DNA binding; DNA ligase (ATP) activity
Source: RefSeq, a predicted model, not a curated record